CCUUAGCUCUCGCGAGGUUUCGUCUUCCGGGAGCGCUGGAGGACGUUCCCUGCUCACCUCGUCGCGAUGUGUGGGGACUGUGUGGAGAAGGAAUAUCCCAACCGGAUUUUUGCCAUGGGUGCACGUGUUCACAGGACAGCGACAGAUAAAGGUAACACCUGCUUGGAGAAUGGAUCUUUCUUGCUGAACUUUACAGGCUGUGCAGUGUGUAAUAAGCGAGAUUUUAUGCUGAUCACAAACAAAUCCUUGAAAGAAGAAGAUGGGGAAGAAAUAAUAACCUACGAUCAUCUGUGUAAGAAUUGUCAUCAUGUAAUAGCCAGGCAUGAGUAUACGUUCAGUAUCAUGGAUGAAUUUCAGGAAUAUACCAUGCUGUGUCUGUUAUGUGGCAAAGCUGAAGAUACGAUCAGUAUCCUCCCUGAUGACCCCCGACAGAUGACACUGUUAUUCUAAGGAUCUUUCUGCAGUUGGGUUGUAACUGUGUUGGAUUGGUUUACAAUACAACAAGCUGGGUGGUUUGACCUACUUAAUUUAUAAUGGAAAUACUUUGCAUUUUUUUCUGCCUAGACUUACUGAAAGAAAAAGUAAUUUAAGGGAUUGUUAUUCUCUAGAGCUGACCUCUUCUGAUAAUGCUCUCAGUUCACAUCAGUACAGCCAGCCAGAGUGAUACACCUUUGUUAGCAGUUAUGUGGCCAGAAAAUAACUAGAAUGGAAGCCCCAAUCUUGGUUUUCAAUGAAGGAACCAGGACUCCUUGGAAAGCUUUACUGCUGAUUCUAGGACUGGGGCAAGAAACGUACAAGAUGAGCCCGGAGCAUCUUGUGCUACAAAAAAACAAUGAUUGAGGGUAUGUCAGAGAAGCAGGAACCAACUGAGGGAGCUACUAGUGACCAAAGCUGGAAUUAUUUGGGCAACAAAAUAAAGUAGUAUUAUAUUAUAA
Molecule: messenger RNA, 935 nt
Organism: Tupaia belangeri chinensis (Chinese tree shrew)
Lineage: Eukaryota; Metazoa; Chordata; Mammalia; Scandentia; Tupaiidae
Gene: CHURC1
Product: churchill domain containing 1
Exons: 5
Coding region: 67-450 (127 amino acids)
Biological process (GO): fibroblast growth factor receptor signaling pathway; multicellular organism development; positive regulation of DNA-templated transcription
Molecular function (GO): zinc ion binding
Source: RefSeq, a predicted model, not a curated record